Molecule: messenger RNA, 1881 nt
Organism: Diaporthe citri
Lineage: Eukaryota; Fungi; Ascomycota; Sordariomycetes; Diaporthales; Diaporthaceae
Exons: 3
Coding region: 1-1881 (626 amino acids)
Source: RefSeq, a predicted model, not a curated record
AUGGGGUUUCAAGCCACUGCUUUCCUCGCUCUCGCCGCGGUUGUACAAGCCUCCUGGACGUCGAACAUCAACUACCGCAGUCCCUCUGAGCACCAUCCAUCUCUCGGUGUCUCUAUCCACAGGGUCGUCAAGAGAAAUGACCCACAGAGCCCAUUAGACCCGGCCACAUUGAAUUUCACCCACGGUGUUGCUUCAGGCGACCCAUAUCCAGACAGUGUUAUCCUGUGGACGCGCGUCAGUCCUGUGCUAGAUAACGACAAAUCAAAUGCAACCGUGUCCGGCUACGUGCCGCUAUACAACCAUGACACUCAGGAAUACAUCUCCUUGUCGAAGGCUCCUAUCUGUGUAGAGUACAAGGUCGCCUCGGAUGAACAGCUGGGGAACGUGGUGGACUCUGGUACCAUCUAUACCACUUCUGACAUCGAUUACACAGUCAAGGUUGAAGCUCAAAACCUGGAGCCAUUCACGACGUACUGGUACCAGUUCAACGUGUGCGGUUCCGACAACAAGAGCCCACUGGGGAGGACAAAGACCACGCCUGAAGAGGACGACGACGUGACUGAGAUCGGAAUCGCCGUCUACUCAUGUUCGAACUUCCCCUUUGGCUACUUCAACGCAUUCGGCAACCCAGUACGCAAAGACUCUGUUGACUACGUUAUCCACUUGGGAGAUUACAUAUACGAAUACAAGAAUGGGGACUACGGCCAGGGUCAGACUAUCGGCAGAGUGCCACUUCCCGACAAGGAGAUAUUCAGCCUCUACGACUACAGGAAGCGUCUUGCCACCUACCGGACUGACCUGGACCUUCUCGCCAGCCACCAGAGCUUUCCGUGGAUCCCGGUCUGGGACGACCACGAGGUUGCAGACAACACCUAUCGGGACGGCUCCUCCGAGCUGAACAACACCGAAGAUUCUUUUGUCAAAGACGGCGGGGUUUCAGUAGACCAGCGCAGGAUGAACGCCAUUCGCGCUUAUUUCGAGUGGAUGCCCAUUCGCCAAGUGGACAUGGACGACAACUUGAGAAUCUGGCGCUCAUUCAAGCUCGGCAACCUCGCGGACUUGAUCAUGCUUGAUACCAGGCAGUACGAUAGAUCUAUAACGGACUUGUAUUGGAACACGGACUAUGUCCAUUCAAUUGCCAACGACGCUGGCCGGUCGCUCAUGGGAUCGAGGCAGGAGAAUUGGUUCUACAACCAACUCUCUUCCUCCUCCAAGCGCGGAGCAACGUGGCGCAUCAUUGGCAGCCAGAUCGUUUUCAGUCGGAUGAAUGAGUCGAUAGCCUUUGGCGAUGAGAGUCCCUUGAACAAUGACGCGUGGGAUGGGUACCAAUCGAACCGCAACAGGACGUUCAGCCACCUGUACAACAAUGGGAUCGGCAAUAACAUCUUCCUCGCAGGCGACUCCCACGCGUCCUGGGUUUCGGACCUCGUGUGGCUCGGAGAGAAGAGCUAUGACUCGGCAACUGGCGAGGGCUCGAUCGGCGUCGAGUUCGCCGGAUCAGCGGUGACCUCCCCGUGCCCGUACGGCGCGAACGUCACGCUCGAGAAGGCAAACGCGGGCUCCGCGUGGCUGCAGAACGCGAACGAGGAGCUGCAGUGGCAGGACCUGUACUACCGCGGCUACUACGAGCUGCACAUCUCGCCCGAGAGGCUGACUGCGAACUACUUUGGGCUGCCGACGGUAGUCAACAGGAACGGCUGGGAGAUCCCCAUAGCCAACUUCACUGUUGAGGCCGGUGCGAACAAGCUGCAGCGGCCGGUAGCCGGGGGGCUUGUGGAGACCGGAAGCUUGAAAGGGGGCGAGACGAAGCAGACCAAUAUCACGGUGGACACGAAUAAUGGAACGUGGUUCGUGAGCCAAGCCCCCUUGGAGGUGCUGUAG